UAUUCCACAAACAWAACGUUUCAACUUUUAACAAUCCAUUAAUGAGUUUUAUAAAUUCGGUGGAUUUAUCAGAUUUAUCAGAAAUCUGGGUAUAUUAUAUGACCUUAAAUAGUUAAAUUUUGGAAAAGGCCAUUGAAGAUUAAGAUGGGAGUAGACACAGAAGUCAGACAUUGAGAAAUACGUAGUAAAGUAGUAAAAGAUAAUAUCAUGUGGCACGAAGCAAGAAAACAAGAGAAAAAAAUCCGUGGCCUAUUGGUCGAUUAUCAAAGGAGAGCUCAGCGCCGAAAAGAUUAUUAUGAAAAAAUUAAAGCUGAUCCCACACAAUUUUUACAAUUGCACGGUCGUCAAUGUAAAAUACACAUUGAUCCAGGAAUUGCAAUUGCUGCCAAUAGUCCUGCUACUAUGAUGCCCUGGCAAGGAAAUGAAGAAAUAAUGAUUGAUCGGUUUGAUGCACGAGCUCAUCUAGAUUUCAUCAGAGAACCUAAGAAAGACAAUGAAGAUGAACAAAUGUCUUAUGAAGAACGUCACUUAAACUAUGAACGUUACCGUAUUCUCGUUCAAAAUGAGUUCUUAGCUAUAUCUGAAAGUAAAUUUUUACACCAACUUUAUCUUGAAGAAAAAUUUGGCCCUGUAACUAAACCAGAUGCGGAUGAUGCUAAGAAAAAAUCUACUGCUAAUGCUGCUAUUCCAUAUAAAUAUAGCGAUGAAGACACUAUUCAAACUGAUGAUUCCAGAAAAUAUUUGGAUAUUAAACCUAAAAAUGAUGGUUCUGAUGAAUCAGACGAGGAGAGUGAAGUUGAUUUUGAUUUAUCAAUUGAUGUUAGCAAAAUUGGUACUGACCAAGCGAAUGAAUUGAACUCUACUGCUCAUGGCUUUGGUAUGACUACUAAUGAUUUUUAUAGUUUUCUUAAUAAUGAUUUGGAAGAGGCUGAAAACAUUCAAUUAGCUCGUUUAGCUGAAGAAGAAAAAGCAAUGUUUGCUGGACGACGAUCUAGAAGAGAACGUAGAGCUUUUCGAUUAAAAGCUUUAGAAGGCAAAGCAUUAAGUCCACUAAGUUAUGCAACUAGAAAGAGUCCUAGUUAUACUGAUUUUGAUCAACUAUCAUCAAUGAUGACAUCUCGUUCUCCCACUCCUGAAAACUCAGGCCAAGUAACUUACAUAACUAGUUUUGGCGACGAAGAACCUACAAACCAUGACAAAUCCAAAACAAGUUCAAAAUCAAAAUCUUCAAAAAGUCAUUCUAGAAGAAAACGGAGUUCUCGUUCAAGAUCUCCUCGUCGAAAAUCUAGAUCAUUAUCUAAGAGUCAUAUUCGUCGGCAUAGAUCACGAAKUCAGAAUAAAGCAGUGUCACCUAUCAGGAAUAAUGCACAGUUGCCAGCUAUUCAAAAACCACCUCCUGUUCAACGGUAUUAUGGCCGUAGAGGAAAUGAUUCAUCUUCAGAAUUGAGUAUUUCUGAUGAAGAUGACGAAAAAGAUAAAAAUACAAAUAACAUUAAACCUCCAUUACCAGAUCUCAGUCUUUCUUCUUCCAGCAAAAAACAAGGCCCAAGUGACAGCAAACCAACUCCACAAGAAUUAAUGAAACGAAAAAUGAAAGUUUUGCUAAACAAACAAUAUAAAGCGGAUAAAAAAGCACAAAGAGAACGAGAACUAAAAAUGGAAAGAGAGCAAAUUGAACGAGAAGAAGAAAUUAAAGAGUUGUCAUUGAAAAUGAGAAGAAAACGACGUCAAUUACGUCAUCCUGAGAAUAGUUCUACAUCAUCACGAUCUAAAUCACGUUCAAAGUCUAGUAGUUCUAGUAGUUCCAAUUCAAGUUCUAACUAUAACAGGUAUAGAAAUCGUAGGCGUAGAUCUAGAUCAAGAAGUGGUGGACGUAGAUCUAGAUCUAGAAGUGGUGGUCGUCGAAGAUCUAAAAGUGGUGAUCGACGUCGUCGAUCUAGAAGUGAUGAUAAGAGAUGGUCUAGAAGGAGUGAAGAACGAGAUAGAUACAGAAGAGAUGACAGACGAGAUUAUGACCGUAGAGAUGAUUAUCGAUCCCGUCGUAGCCCUGAAAGAAGAGAUAGAAGGGUAGAUAGAAGAGACAGCCCAAGUAGGASGGAAAUAAAACAAAGGGAGAGUCCUAUUAAAAAAGAAAUUAAGCAGCAGAGGGAGAGCCCAGUUAGGAAGGAAAUUAAGCAAAGGGAAAUCCCAGAUCGUAGUAAAAGGGAAAAUGUUCGUCCACUUGUCAAGAUAACAUAUGAAGCAAGUCCAAAACGCUAUGUGUCGAGCACCAAAGUACAAUCCAAUUUGAAGCCACUUGUAGAUUACGAUUGAGUGCUGGAUGUGAGCUUAAAAAUUUUUUAUCAGGAUUAAAAGUAAUCAAUGUUACAAUAUUAAUAUUCUUGUAAAAUGUUGGUCUCAUAGAUUUUGUUAAUCAAGAAUAUCAACUCUUGAUCUAAUUAUAACUUUUAUACAAAGAUAUUUUUAAUUGAUUAUAUUAUUAUAACUUUUUAAAUACGACUAUUCAAGUUUUUUUUCAAAUCUCAUUAAAGCAUAGACUUCUUAGUCUAUAUCUCAACUCCAAAGAACAAAAGAUUUAUAUUGGCGAAUGGCAACACUUGUAUUCUGAAUACAGUUUAUAAUACCAUAUUAUGUUACCUCCAAUGAUGAUUAUUAGGUACUGUAAAAAAUAACUAAGCAAUCAUGAAAUGAGCUCUUUGAAGAAAUUAAUAUUAUAAAAAUGUAUAAAAAAGUUCAUAUAACUUACUUUAUAACAUAUUGUCUAUGACAUACAUUGUUCGAAGA
Diuraphis noxia (Russian wheat aphid) is the source of this 2784-nucleotide messenger RNA. RefSeq lists its product as uncharacterized. The record is from RefSeq and is a predicted model, not a curated record. Lineage: Eukaryota; Metazoa; Arthropoda; Insecta; Hemiptera; Aphididae.